CGUACGCACAAGUUCGGUUGGGAUUUUGGAAAGCGGCGUGAACUCAAUUCCAAAUCUGUGCUGUGCUCUGCGCCAGUGGACACAGGCAGUUACUAUUACAAAUAUUAUUGGUGCUUGUAACAUUGUUGGCUAGUGGUGGAACGGCAGCUGUUGCAAGCGUUUUUUUUGAAUAGCUGCUUACUGAAGUCUUUCGAAAACGCAGUAACGCAAUCACUCCGAUUUCUUACUGAAAUGCGCUACGCUUUUUUUGUUGUUUCUAAUCCCAACCGCUAUUCGCUUGAAACGGGAAACCGAAAAUGGAGCGAAGCAGUCAAAGUGCUGCUGAAAAAUGAAAGUACAUAAAUUAAACUCAAAGUAGCCGCCCAAAAACGCAACGAACGCCCCGAAAAGGCGAACAAUAAACUAACAAAAACACCAAAUACAACAAAAACAACAAAAAACCGAAAUCACAACAACAAAAAUAGCGCAACAACAAAGUCGAGUGAUAGCAAAAACAUAGCACAGCUUAGUGCAGACUCAAAUAUAGCAGUGAAGUGCAGAUCUUAUUUCAGCGUUGCAUACAUUUGGGCGGUAACGCGUGCCAACUUACUCGCUUAACGGAAAAAGUGCUGAAAAAAGUCGAGAAAUAAAAUACGGAAAAUUAUAAAAAAAUCUACGAAGUGCAAUCGCUGCAAAUUUCGUACAAACGCGGAGUGUGCAGCAAAAACAAAAACAAAAACGAAAACGAAAAGUGGCAGCCGAAAGAAGUGCAACGCUGCCAAAGAAGACGUGGCGUAUUAGUAAUGUUUUGUGUCAGCUGCAGCAACAACAAAUACAACAACAAAACCUAGUGAGCACUGUCCAUUCAGUGUUCCGAAUCGGCUGUGUGUGCCAGAAGUAGAGCAAAGUGCACAAAAGCUUUGUCAGUGGGGAGUCUGCCAACAGACUUCAUAAUCAGCAUCAUCAUAACCGGUAACAAGAACAGCAGCAACAGCAACAACAAGUACAACAAGUGCAACAAAAGCAACGGCAGUUGUGUUGAACGUGCUAGCCGGCUGGCCAUUUAAGCAUAGCCUCGCCACAACUUUAAAUAACCGUUAUUCGUCUUGAAUUUUUUGCAGCUGCUUUAAACUCUCUCCGUCACACACCGCUCCUCGCACUUCCUGCACUGGUCAACAUCAACACGAGCCUGCAAUACUCUCUAGCUCCAGCAAACGGUUCGCCUUCGUUGCUAUCUGCCAGUCGGUUUGAGGAACGACCAUAAAUUAAACAACCAAACCAAUGGCAACACAACAACAGCGAUGCUAGUCUUUCAAACACCGCAAAAGCCAAACGCCGAAUUUAGAACAACUUCAAACGAAAUUAUACAACUAAAUUCUUGCUGUUCAAAUUGAAAAACUUUGAACUAAAAUUCUAACCGCAAAAAAUCACUUUUAUGCCUACGAAUCAUAAAAAGUGAACAUAUUUCAUUAAAAUUCUAGCUGUGUAAAGAGCAAACACAUAUACGACAUUAUAAAAAGCCAACAAAAGCAACAACUAUGCAGCUUCGUAGAUUAGUGCAGCACAACUCGCACAGUAGAACGAUUAGAGGCAGUCGGUGAAGCGCACAUGCUUUAUUAGUCCAAAACUAAAUUUAAAUCAAAUAGAUAUAUAAAUAUUAUUAUUAUUAAGUAGAAGCAGCAUUAGCAUACAUAGACAUAUAUAUAUAAACGAUACACACACAUACUUAAAGCAAACUGCAUAGAUAAAGUAAUUGUAAUCAGAGCAUUAAGUAAUUAAAGCAAAAGGGCCAAUUCGAGCGCUAACUAGUACGCAAAAUACUUUACAAAUACAUACAUACAUAUACAAAUAUAAAUAGCAACAAAGCACGAGCUUCCUAGUAGAGACCUCAGCAAUUAGGAAAAUAUGAAAAGCGAAAAUUAACACACAACAAAAAGCGUAAAACUAUUCAAGCAACAACAAAGUACACACACAUUCAUUGCGUCACACGCAGUUUUGUACAUAAAUCGAAAGAAAGAAAGCUGAAAUCCGGCAGCUGCAAGGCACCAUACAAGCACAGAGUCGCAUUGCAAAACAUAGCAUAUUUACAUAGAAAGUAAGAGCCAUCAGCUUGUAAGAUAAACUCACGUACUCACGAAAUCACACGCUUCAAUUGAGCCGGUGGGCGCACGCUUAAUUUAGAAAGGAGUAGCAACGCAAUCAUCAACUGCAAAGCUUAAGUGAGCAGUCGCGCACAGCAUCAGCAAUUGCCGACACGCCUACAAACCACCCACACAAACACAGCCACGCAAGCGUUAUAGAACACACACUCGCUAAAGUCCAAAGCAACCGUCCAAUUUGCGAGCCACAACGGUGACAACGAAAACACAAACCACCAAACGACGGUUGAACAGUUGCUGUUGUAGAGUUGACACGGUCGACUGCGAGAGCUUUACGCAGCAUUACUUUACUUAUGGCAAAAGAACGCGUACGCAGCGUUUAAAAUUUGCAAAGGAAACUUGAAACACCCAUACACUAACGAAAGAAGAAGAAGAGCACACGAGCAGCGAACAUGGCGCUAAUAUUGUUAAACAGACAGCGGUCCAGUCGCGAUCGCACACAAUUGGCGAUCUUCUGUCUGCUCUUGGUGUGCACAACAACGCUUAGACUUGUCCACGGCGCUGAGACGCCGAACAACGGUAGCAGCAAUAAUUUGGCUGCCGUUGGCAACAAACCAAAUGAUGAUAAAGUGACUCGUAGUACGGACGUGGCGGGGGCCAACUCGGACGUGAGUGCUGUUGCUAAAGCCGGCGGUGCCGGUAGUGGUGGUGGAGGCGACGCGGCGGACGUUGGCGGUGACACACCGAAGGCAAAUCAGAAUAAUAAUGCUGGUGCUACAAGUAGCAAUGAUAAUAAUGGUGUUGUUGAUGGUGUUGGUAAUGAUGAUGGUGAUGAUGAUGAUGAUGGCAAAGCUGAUGAUGCUAAUGGUGGCGAUAAUGUCACCGCCUUGCCGCAGCACAGCGGCAGUUCAUUGCAAUGCAAAGACGGUCUGUUGCUUAAAGUUUGGAUGCCAAUUGACAAUGUGAGUACCGGUGAUCGCGUUGCGCGGGGCCUUGUGUACUUCCUGGCGAUGUCGUAUUUGUUCAUUGGCGUUUCAAUUGUGUCAGAUCGUUUUAUGGCGGCGAUUGAAGUGAUCACGUCCAAGGAGAAGGAGGUGGUUAUCAAGAAGAAGGGCGGCGAAACACAGGUGGUAGUGGUGCGCGUCUGGAAUGAGACGGUCGCCAAUUUGACGCUGAUGGCGUUGGGUUCCAGUGCACCGGAGAUACUCUUGUCCGUUAUUGAAAUGUUUCAGAAGGGUUUCGAAGCUGGCGAUUUGGGUCCGGGCACAAUUGUCGGCUCAGCCGCAUAUAAUUUAUUUGUCAUAAUAGCCCUUUGUAUUGCUGUCAUACCGAAUGGUCAAGUGCGCAAGAUCAAACAUCUACGGGUAUUCAUUGUAACGGCCGCUUGGUCUCUGUUUGCCUACGUUUGGUUGUACUUGAUCUUGGCGCAGAUUUCACCGGGGCGCGUCGAAGUCUGGGAGGGUCUAUUGACAUUUAUUUUCUUCCCCACUACCGUCCUGACGGCUUAUAUAGCCGACAGACGUUUGUUGAUUUAUAAAUAUCUGGACAAGAACUAUCGCAUGAAUAAGCGUGGCGUUAUUGUGAGCGCCGAGGGCGACGCCGUACUCGAGAUGAAUCGUCACGAGAGCAUCAAGGAGCUGGCCGAAAACGAAGAGAUGAAAGACUUCGAGGAUGCACGACGUGAAUACAUUUCAACGCUGAAAGAACUGCGUAAGAAGUACCCACAAAGCGAUCUGGAGCAAUUAGAAAUGAUGGCACAGGAGCAAUUGAUUAAUCGAGGCCCCAAAUCACGCGCUUUCUAUCGCAUACAAGCCACCCGCAAGAUGAUGGGCAGCGGCAAUAUAAUGCGCAAAGUGCAGGAGCGUGCUCUCACCGAUCUCAAUGAGGUGAAAGCACAGCUGCAGCGCGUCGAAGUGGAGGCCGAAGACGAUGAUACGACGGUACGCAUCUGCUUCGAGCCCGGCCACUACACUGUCAUGGAGAGUUGUGGUGAAUUUGAAUUGCGCGUUGUGCGUCGCGGUGAUUUAUCCGGUUAUACGACCGUCGACUAUCAAACGGAAGAUGGUUCCGCCGAAGCCGGUAGCGAUUAUAUUGGUAAGAAAGGUGUACUCACCUUUCCGCCGGGUGUCGAUGAGCAACGCUUCAAAAUCGAAGUUAUCGACGAUGAUGUUUUCGAGCAAGACGAACAUUUUUAUGUGCGUUUAAGUAAUCCGUCGGAUCCGGCUAUACUGGCUGUGCCCAAAGUGGCCACUGUUAUGAUACUCGACGAUGAUCAUGCGGGCAUAUUUGCCUUCAAUCAGAAGACGCAUGAUUUUGCUGAAUCUAUUGGUACAUACGAUUUGAAGGUGCAACGUUAUUCGGGUGCUCGCGGCAAGGUGAUCAUACCGUUUUGGACAGAGGACGGUACUGGCAAGGCGGGCAAGGACUACGAACCAGUGCAGGGAGAGUUGGUGUUCGAAAAUAACGAAACUGAAAAAUUCAUUCCGCUGGGAAUCAUUGAGGAAGGCAGCUAUGAAAAGGAUGUGCUAUUCUACGUCAACAUCGGCGAACCCAUCAUUGCGCCAGAUAAUAGCAUUAAAACGGAAGCACUUAAAUUUCUAAACAAGUUUCUCGAUGAUGAAAUGGUAGGACUUAUUGAGGCCGCCGAGAAGAAGGCACCGGAGGAACUAACGGAGGAGGACAAAAUGGCCUUGCUGGGUCGUCCCAAGUUGGGCGAGGUGGUGCGUGCCGAGCUGCGCAUCAAGGAGAGCAAAGAAUUUAAGAACACUGUGGAUAAAUUGGUGCAAAGGGCGAAUGCGUCACUGCUGAUUGGCACAUCGUCGUGGAAGGAACAGUUUGCGGAUGCGUUGACGGUAACUGCUGGCGAUGAUGAUGGCAAUGGCGAUGGCGGUGAGGAUGAUGGGCCUUCAUCGCCUUCAUGUUUCGAUUACAUAUUACAUUUCCUAACGCUCUUCUGGAAAAUCUUAUUCGCAUUCAUACCGCCAACAGAUAUUGCCAACGGUUAUUUGUGCUUUGUUGUUUCGAUAUGUGGCAUCGGCAUGGUGACAGCACUAAUUGGUGAUGUGGCAUCACAUUUCGGUUGCACGCUCGGCGUUAAGGAUGCGGUAACGGCGAUUUGUUUUGUAGCGCUCGGCACCAGUUUGCCAGACACAUUCGCCAGCAAAGUGGCCGCCAUACAGGAUAAGACGGCCGAUGCGAGUAUCGGCAAUGUGACGGGUAGUAACGCAGUGAAUGUCUUCCUUGGUAUCGGUGUAGCGUGGACCAUGGCCGCUAUAUACCAUGAAUCGCACGGAAGGGCCUUCGAAGUGGAGGCGGGCACCUUGGCUUUCUCGGUGACACUUUUCUUAUCGGGAGCCUUGAUUGCCGUUUUCCUGAUAAUGUAUCGACGUAAGAAAUCCAUUGGCGGCGAAUUGGGCGGCCCGUCACCACAAAAAUACAUACACAGCGCCAUUUUCUUCAGUCUGUGGUUGAUCUACCUAAUAAUGAGCACUUUGGAAGCGUACGAAGUCAUCCAAGGAUUCUAAAGGAGCACAAAACACAACAGCCACAGAGAGUAUGGAUACAACUACUACAUACAUACUUACAUGCAAACUUACCUACUUACUAUCUUCUUAAUAGCCAAAAGCAAAAACUAAAUUAAUUAACAUACACACACACACACACCCAUACAAGCAUAUAAAAAUACAAAUUUAGAGGCAUACAAAAUACAAUAAGCCUACCUACAUACAUACAUACAUGCGAUACUAAUGCAUUAGGUACAGUUUAAAGUGCAUAAAGGACAUGAGUUAAGGGAAAGGAAGAAACGGAAAUGCUUGCGAAUAACAAAAAAAUCAUAAGUGCAAAAGUAUUUUACAGUAUGCUACAAAAAAAUUUAAUAAGAAAUGUGUUUGAUAAAAAAUUAUGCAAAUAUAACAACAAUUCGCACUGACCUUCAUUAAUACUUAUAAAAAGGAAACAGUUUAAGAAACUAUAAAUUUGUACUAGAAGUCUCAUCAGGGGUUGAUAGCUCAGCUAAAACGAUUUUUUAAAUAUCGGUGCUAGUGGCUGUUUAAGAGUUAAGUUCUCUACUUAUCCUAUUGCUUUAAAGCACCGAAACACUACACGAAAUACUAACGAAUGAGCAGCUCUUGAAUUUAUUUUGAGAGGUGCUUCUGAAGAAUCUCCAUAUUCUUACUACUUUGGCAAACCUUCGAGAAAUUUUGACUAAAACUCUCAUACUGCAUUAAAAAACUGAGUAUAAAAGAGUGAUGUAAUGUGAAAGGUUUACUAUGGCAGAGAUGUCAAUUAAGGAGAAGAUGUUGUGAGUAGACAAUUUGAAAGAGAACUGAUCAUACAUGAUACAUAACUAAGUAAAUAUAUAUGUAUACUAAUUCAAAAGCAUCGGAAGUGAGGUAGAAACGAACUUAACUCGUAAAUCCAAGCGCCGCAAUUAAACCCGUUAAUAGUAGUUUUGACACCCUUGAGAAUAUCUCCACGAUUUUUUUUGGAACGCGUGGGCACCAAAAUGAAGUAACAACACAAUUGGGUUCUGUUGUAGAAUCGGUCCUCUACUAACUUAUGCCUCCAUCCUUCUAGCGUAUAUGAGCUUAACUAUGCGACGGCUUUAGGAACAACAAAACAGGUCUUCCAUUUAAACGAUAAUCCUUUGUUUGUUGUCAGUUCGAUAUCCGGUAGCAGCACGCAAGUUUUGAAAUCUAGCACGAAGUUAAGCUUCUUUUAUGACUCGAAAGUGUUUUUAAUAUGAUGAUAAACGUGCUGGAGGGAAGUUCAAACCAGCUGAGGUGCUUAGUUUUGAGCCGAUCUCGACGAUGGAGCAACAUUUUAAAAGGUACAUAUUUUCAUUUAGGCCGUAAAAUUCUAACUGGUAGUUAAGCUUAUAACGGAACUUUGAUAAAAUGUUAAUUUAUGAUAGUUUUUUUUGGGCUGAGACUGUCAACUUUUGUGAGCAAAAAACACUCGCACAUAAAACCACUUUUCUAAAUAAAAUGUCUAAACCCAAAUCUCUUGAAAUAAUCGAAAAAGCAAGAACUAACUAAAGCUAAUAAAAAGGUCCAAUAUGGAUUGAAAAACAGAGAAAAGCAAGCACUUGCUAAAGGUUUUUAUUAGCUUAGGAUAAUCUGGCUU
Molecule: messenger RNA, 7202 nt
Organism: Bactrocera dorsalis (oriental fruit fly)
Lineage: Eukaryota; Metazoa; Arthropoda; Insecta; Diptera; Tephritidae
Gene: Calx
Product: sodium/calcium exchanger 3
Exons: 12
Coding region: 2531-5602 (1023 amino acids)
Biological process (GO): cell communication; sodium ion transmembrane transport; calcium ion import across plasma membrane
Cellular component (GO): axon; postsynapse; sarcolemma
Molecular function (GO): calcium:sodium antiporter activity
Source: RefSeq, a predicted model, not a curated record